UGUAUCACCAGAUUCUAAACGUUCUGUGGAAAUUUGAGGUGAUUUCAACAAGAAUUCUCAAAAUGAUGUCAGAUUUUUUGGGACACGUUUUGGCCUCACAUUUUUAAAUUUGAUUUCAUAGUUUUGUUUUUAUUCUAAUGUCGUUUUGUGAAGCUGAAUCUCACCAACACGAGAACCUCUGAUAUUGUCCAAUCCAAAUGUAAACACAAAACAAAACACUUGGAGAAACACCCCUCCGUCUGUUCAUGUCUCCGUCUGUUCAUCUCUCCGUCUGUUCAUGUCUCCGUCUGUUCAUGUCUCCGUCUGUUCAUCUCUCCGUCUGUCCGUCCGUCUGUUUCUCCUCAGGGUCAAGAAGAAGGAGUUCAGUCUGGAGGAGAUCUACACCAACAAGAACUUCAGCAAACCCCCGGAAAGUCGUCUGGAGACGAUCUUUGAAGCUCCUCUGAGUCGUAAAAACGGCGCCGAGGCCUGGUGCGGGCAGAAGCGGGUCAAGCGUUUCCUGGAGUUCCCGGAGCUCGGAGAAUCUCGACGACCCAAGAAACCUCUGGUGGGAGCGGCCAAAGCCAACGCCGCCAUCUCCAGGAAACGCCGCGGCAACAGGGAGGAGCCGGCGCUGGCGUCCGACCCCGACUCUCUGCUCUGCGCCAAACUGGAGCAGCUGGCGGCGUGGCUCGCCCACAACUACAGCUGACCGCGGGAACGAAGGACACGCCGCGGGAACGAAGGACACGCCGCGGGAACGAAGGACACGCUGCGGAAGAGCGAGAGCGGGGGAAUAAAGGAGACCUGAGGGGCGGAGUUUAAUGUGGCGAGAGUCCAGGGGGUUAUUUAUACGUGUAUCUGCUGAGGUUGGUCGCCACGGCAACCGGCGCCACGUUUAGUCCAACUGUAAUCACCAUUCUCCGAGCGUUCAGACACUCCAAUAAAAAGCUCUGGAAGAAAGGACGAGUCUGGGCUGCACUCACUCCAGGACCUGGACUAGGACCUGGACUAGGACCUGGACUAGGACCUGGACUAGGACCUGGACUAGGACCUGGACUAGGACUAAACCAGUGCUUGAGUAAAAUGUGAACUAAACCUGCAUUAAACCUGGUCUACAUCAGAACUAAACCACAUCAGGUCUACAUCAGGACUAAAUUUGGCCUACACUAAACUUGGUCUAAACUCGGUCUUCAUCAGGACUGAACCCGGUCUACAUCAGGACUGAACCCGGUCUUCAUCAGGACUGAACCCGGUCUACAUCAGGACUGAACCCGGUCUACAUCAGGACUGAACCCGGUCUUCAUCAGGACUGAACCCGGUCUUCAUCAGGACUGAACCCGGUCUUCAUCAGGACUGAACCCGGUCUUCAUCAGGACUGAACUCGGUCUACAUCAGGACUAAACUCGGUCCCGCCUGUGUUCUCGGGCCUUUUCGACGGGCGCCAUCUUGAGGACUUUUGACGUUUGUUCAGAAGAUGUAAUAUUUAAUUUAAACUGUGUAAUCGCCAUGGCAACAGUGCUACUUUCUGAGCCCACCGGAGAAUGUUCCGGUGAGUUCUGCUUCAUUUCAGGUUCCGCUGCUUUCGUGUUCUCCUGGGGUCAGAGGUCAACGACUUCAAAAGAGCUUCAGACGAUCAUGAAGUCCAAACGUUCUCACAAAAACACGAGGAGAUCGUCUGCUGUUUCAGAGGAGAUCUUCUGCUGUUUCAGAGGAGAUCUUCU
This is a messenger RNA of Boleophthalmus pectinirostris (great blue-spotted mudskipper), 1703 nucleotides long. It is a transcript of the gene prr14, whose product is annotated as proline rich 14. The record is from RefSeq and is a predicted model, not a curated record. The transcript has 2 exons. NCBI's taxonomy places the organism in Eukaryota, Metazoa, Chordata, Actinopteri, Gobiiformes, Gobiidae. Bases 278 to 691 code for a protein of 137 amino acids.